GCCGAGGGCUGGCUUCCGGCGGAAAAGCGCGCGAGCAAGAUGGCCACCACCAAGCGCGUCUUGUACGUGGGUGGACUGGCAGAGGAGGUGGACGACAAAGUUCUUCAUGCUGCGUUCAUUCCUUUUGGAGACAUCACAGAUAUUCAGAUUCCUCUGGAUUAUGAAACAGAAAAGCACCGAGGAUUUGCUUUUGUUGAAUUUGAGUUGGCAGAGGAUGCUGCAGCAGCUAUCGACAACAUGAAUGAAUCUGAGCUUUUUGGACGUACAAUUCGUGUCAAUUUGGCCAAACCAAUGAGAAUUAAGGAAGGCUCUUCCAGGCCAGUUUGGUCAGAUGAUGACUGGUUGAAGAAGUUUUCUGGGAAGACGCUUGAAGAGAAUAAGGAGGAAGAAGGGUCAGAGCCUCCCAAAGCAGAGACCCAGGAGGGAGAGCCCAUUGCUAAAAAGGCCCGGUCAAAUCCUCAGGUGUACAUGGACAUCAAGAUUGGGAACAAGCCGGCCGGCCGCAUCCAGAUGCUCCUGCGUUCUGAUGUCGUGCCCAUGACAGCAGAGAAUUUCCGCUGCCUGUGCACUCAUGAAAAGGGCUUUGGCUUUAAGGGAAGCAGCUUCCACCGCAUCAUCCCCCAGUUCAUGUGCCAGGGUGGUGAUUUCACAAACCACAACGGCACUGGGGGCAAGUCCAUCUAUGGGAAGAAGUUCGAUGAUGAAAACUUUAUCCUCAAGCACACGGGACCAGGUCUACUAUCCAUGGCCAACUCUGGCCCAAACACCAAUGGCUCUCAGUUCUUCCUGACAUGUGACAAGACAGACUGGCUGGAUGGCAAGCAUGUGGUGUUUGGAGAGGUCACCGAAGGCCUAGAUGUCUUGCGGCAAAUUGAGAAACAAGAAGAGUCAGCAAUUACCAGCCAGCCGAGGUCCUGGAAGCUGACGUAGAGCUCGUGCCGACGGCAGACCUGCCGGCCGUGGGAGCCGUGGACGUCAUCUGCAGGGACAGAAGGGGCAAGGUCCUUUCUGGGGUUCCUGCUGUGUGCAGCUACUAUGGGGUACCAGGGUGGGGGAUGCCCUUAUGAGCACAUUUGUCAAAUAAAUGAAUGACAGGAAACCAUUUGGUCUCAUAAAGCCCAUCCCUGGAACUCUGCUUGUACCAUGACCCAGCUCAAAAGCCUGCCAUGGCUCCCAAUGGCUAGAGUGACACUGUGCCCAGUCCUCCCCUGUCCUUCAGCCUAUGAGCGUCUUUAUGCUCCAGUAAACAGCCCAGCAGGACCCUCGGCCAUCCUGUGCCUCCUCCUCUCUGGAGACCCCUGUGACUCCAGCCCACCCUCUCCUGCCACACCCAUUCCCGAGAUUCAAGUGGCUUACGACCAGGCCAGUCAAGGGCCGACUCCCUGGGAAGGAGGGCACGGGGUUGGGUCAGGCCUGUCCCUGAUCCUGAAGGGCUUGGCCCAGUUGGGGAGAAAACUCGCAUAAGCAACCGAGGAUCCCGCAGGGUGCCCAGGCACAACCGCAGGUCAUGAGGGGCUGCGGCUCCCAGGGAAGGGGCAGCUGAUUCUGAUGGAGGCUCCUGAAAAAGACCUGGAGGAGCCAGGGAGAGAGAGGGGGCCUUCUGGGCAGCAGGGACAGCCAGGACAGGCCUCUGGAGUGCUGGUCACCAGGGUGCAUCAGGGCAAAGAUGGUGUCAGGAAAGGUGGCUGGAGAGUGGCCGUCAGCUUGAACUGACCUGAGCCUGAGGGCUCUGGGCCACCACUUGGUUCUCGCCCUGCCUCUCUCAGCCAGAAGCCCGCAGGGCCUCGACCCCAGCCUGCCCAACCCUCACCAAAAAUCCCUGGGAGUCGGUUGGCCUGCG
This is a messenger RNA of Gorilla gorilla gorilla (western lowland gorilla), 1840 nucleotides long. RefSeq names its product peptidylprolyl isomerase E (gene PPIE). The transcript is spliced from 10 exons. Bases 40 to 930 code for a protein of 296 amino acids. Gene Ontology annotation, molecular function: RNA binding; peptidyl-prolyl cis-trans isomerase activity; cyclosporin A binding. Gene Ontology annotation, biological process: protein peptidyl-prolyl isomerization; protein folding. The record is from RefSeq and is a predicted model, not a curated record. Gene Ontology annotation, cellular component: mitochondrion; cytoplasm. NCBI's taxonomy places the organism in Eukaryota, Metazoa, Chordata, Mammalia, Primates, Hominidae.